Messenger RNA from Marmota flaviventris (yellow-bellied marmot), 1253 nucleotides. RefSeq names its product transcription elongation factor A2 (gene Tcea2). NCBI's taxonomy places the organism in Eukaryota, Metazoa, Chordata, Mammalia, Rodentia, Sciuridae. The record is from RefSeq and is a predicted model, not a curated record. Gene Ontology annotation, molecular function: zinc ion binding; nucleic acid binding. Gene Ontology annotation, biological process: DNA-templated transcription; transcription elongation by RNA polymerase II. Gene Ontology annotation, cellular component: nucleus.
GGGGACUCCGCAUCUCAUCAUGCAGUGCGCAGCCGCCGAUCGGGGGGUUUGGGCCGAGGGUCGCGGCGGCUGCGGCCCUGGUCCGGCCGGGCUGGGUUGCUGAGCUGAGCAGGGUGCUGGCCCCAAGGCGAUGAUGGGCAAGGAGGAGGAAAUUGCGCGGAUCGCCCGGAGGUUGGACAAGAUGGUGACCAGAAAGAGCGCGGAGGGAGCCAUGGACCUGCUGCGGGAGCUGAAGGCCAUGCCUAUCACUCUACACCUGCUCCAGUCCACCCGUGUUGGGAUGUCUGUCAACGCCCUGCGGAAACAGAGCUCGGACGAGGAGGUCAUUGCGCUGGCCAAGUCCCUCAUCAAGUCCUGGAAGAAGCUCCUGGGUGUGGAUGCUUCUGAUGCCAAAACCAGGAACCGGGGGAAGGGCACACCUCUGCCCACAUCAUCCUCAAAGGAUGGCUCAGAGGCCAUGGAUCCCAGCCGCAAGAGGCCGGAGCUGCCCAGGAUGCUGUCCACCCCAAGGAUUACCACGUUUCCCCCAGUGCCUGUUACCUGUGAUGCUGUGCGCAACAAGUGCCGGGAGAUGCUGACCACUGCCCUGCAAACAGACCAUGACCAUGCGGCUGUUGGUGCAGACUGUGAGCGACUGUCGGCCCAGAUUGAGGAAUGCAUCUUCCGGGAUGUGGGAAACACAGACAUGAAGUACAAGAACCGUGUGCGCAGUCGCAUUGCCAACCUGAAGGAUGCCAAGAACCCUGACCUCCGGCGGAAUGUGCUGUGUGGUGCCAUAACCCCCCAGCAGAUUGCGGUGAUGACCUCGGAGGAGAUGGCCAGUGAUGAGCUGAAGGAGAUCCGCAAGGCCAUGACCAAGGAGGCCAUCCGCGAGCACCAGAUGGCACGCACAGGUGGCACUCAGACAGACCUGUUCACCUGUGGCAAGUGCAGGAAGAAGAACUGUACCUACACGCAGGUACAGACCCGCAGCUCUGAUGAGCCCAUGACCACCUUUGUUGUUUGCAAUGAAUGUGGAAACCGCUGGAAGUUCUGCUGAGCACUUGUGCAGUUGCGCUAUAGCCCCAGGUCCUGGCCAAUGCUGCCCCUCCUGCAUUCUUGGUGGACACAGCUUCUCUGGAGACCCCCAGUAGACGGCAUGCCCUGCCCCAGCUGCCUGGUGUGCACCUGUCUGCCCUUUGCCCUGUUAUUAAAUGUCUUGUUUGCCAUCCUUGGGCCUUGCUCCUGGUGGGCUAUACACAGGCUUCAACUGA